AUGAACGUGCCGUCGAUCUUGAGACGUGAAAUCGAUUGCAAACAGACGGCAGUCAGAGCAGUUAGAUUUAAUGUCGAUGGGAACUACUGUUUGUCAUGUGGUGCUGAUAAAACUAUAAAGCUUUGGAAUCCAUAUACAGGUGCUCUGUUGAAAACAUACUCUGGGACUGGAUGGGAAAUUUUGGACGCCCAAGGUUCUUGUGAUAAUUCGCAGAUACUUGCGGGAGGCCUCGAUAAGCAGCUAAGUGUUUUUGACGUCGAAACCGGCAAGCUUACGCGUCGUUGGAGAGAACAUAACGGUGCUGUAAAUAGUGUUUCAUUUAAUGAUGAAUCAACUUUGGCUUUCUCGGGCUGUCAAGACGGAUGUGUGAGAUGUUUUGAUAUACGUGACAAAAGUGGCCCGGUUCAGAUACUUAAUGAAGCAACUGAUGCGAUUUUGUCAGUGGACGUUGGAAAAUACGAAAUUGCUACAGGUAGCGCAGAUGAUUAUUUGCGUGUUUAUAAUGUUCGCGAUGGGACUAUGACUAUGGACUUUCUUGGUGAAAGUGUCACUUCUGCACAUUUUUCUGGUGACGGACAAUGCGUUUUGGCUUCAACAAAAAAUGGCUUUGUGAGGUUAAUGGAUAAAUCGAACGGUCAACUUCUCGCUGAUUAUGUGGGGCACAAGAAUAAUGAAUAUCGUAUAGAAAGUUGUUUGCUCUCGACAGAUGCUCACGUCGUGAGCGGUUCAGAAGAUGGUAAUGUCUAUAUCUGGGAUUUGAUAGAGAUGGUCGUCUUAUUCCGACUUCACCAUGAAACCAAAAUAGUUCAUUCUGUAUCUGCACAUCCUACCAAAUCAUUUCUUCUUUCUGCUUCUGGCAGUAAAGUAUUUCUUUGGGAACCAGCUUCUCUAGCUGAAUAA
Enterobius vermicularis (human pinworm) is the source of this 900-nucleotide messenger RNA. NCBI's taxonomy places the organism in Eukaryota, Metazoa, Nematoda, Chromadorea, Rhabditida, Oxyuridae. The record is from the annotation of a GenBank genome assembly.